UGCAGUGACAACGGCAUUGGGCAGAUCUUGAGUAUAAAAGCCUUUUCCUCACUCAUUGCCUUCUCCUUCACAGUGUGAGCAACACAAUCACGAGUAUUCUCUCGCUCGAUCACUCUGCUUCGCAAACUUGCGUGAUUGGAGCUUUCUGGAGUUUGCUUAGCCGCGUGGAAGUCCCUCGCUAACUGGUAUUCUCUCUCCUUACUCCUCUCCUUCCCUUCGAAUUUGAACGUUUUAAUCCUUGUUUCACCGCUCCAUUUCAUAUAACUUUGUCUCUUUGAAAUCUCCGACGAACUUCAGAUUUCCUUCUCAUUUUCCCUCUGAAAGCAGGCGUACUUCGUGAUUAUUCGUAUCAACUCGGAAGUCUCUCUCUCUCUUUUGCUUCUCUCUCUUCUAAUUACCCUUCGGGAAAAACCAAAAUUGACUGAUUGGAACUUUGAAGUUAAAUUUUCGAAAAUGCUUCAUCAGUUCUUGGUCUUGUUCUUCCUGUGCUUCAACGUGGUUGCUCACUUGUUCACCUCUUCCGCGCUCGGUGAAGUAAUAACCUGCUCGAAUAUUGUACCAUUGAAGAAUCGGAGGUAUAAUAUUUCCCUGACUGACUUCGGUGGUGUCGGUGAUGGGCGGACAUUGAAUACUAAGGCCUUUGGGGAGGCCAUAUAUCAGAUUCAACACAUGGGAAGGGAAGGGGGCGCACUUCUUUACAUACCUCCUGGGGUUUACUUAACAGAGAGCUUUAAUCUUACAAGUCGUAUGACACUUUACCUAGCCCCUGGUGCUGUGAUUAAAGCCACGCAGGUUACACAUAAUUGGCCUCUAGUUGCACCAUUGCCGUCUUAUGGAAGAGGGAGAGAGCUCCCUGGAGGUAGAUAUAUGAGUUUUAUCCAUGGUGAUGGAGUCAAUGAUGUGGUCAUCACUGGUGAGAAUGGGACAAUUGAUGGGCAAGGAGAUAUAUGGUGGAACAUGUGGAGGAAGAGAACUCUACAAUUUACCCGACCAAGCCUUCUUGAAUUGGUGAAUUCCACCAAUAUUAUCAUUUCAAAUGUGAUUCUCAUUAACUCUCCUUUCUGGAACUUACACCCAGUUUACUGCAGCAAUGUUGUUGUUCGAUUUGUCACAAUUUUGGCUCCACAUGAUUCACCUAAUACUGAUGGAAUUGAUCCUGAUUCUAGUUCAAAUGUCUGCAUAGAGGAUUCUUACAUAUCCACUGGAGAUGAUCUUGUCGCUGUGAAGAGUGGUUGGGAUGAAUACGGAAUUGCUUAUGGUCGACCAAGCUCUGAUAUCACCAUUCGUCGUGUAAAUGGAACUACACCAUUUUCAGGGAUCGCCGUCGGCAGUGAAACCUCUGGUGGAGUGGAGAAUGUACUUGCUGAACAUAUCAACCUAUGCAACAUGGGAGUUGGCAUUCACAUAAAGACAGACAGUGGCAGAGGAGGGUUAAUAAAGAAUAUAACAGUGUCCGAUGUGUAUAUAGAGAAUGCAAGGAAGGGAAUAAAGAUUUCAGGUGAUGUUGGUGGCCAUCCUGAUGACAAAUUCGAUCCUAAGGCUCUCCCUAUUGUCAAGGAUAUCACAAUUAAGAAUGUUCGAGGUGUGAAAGUUCUGCAAGCAGGUUUAAUACAAGGACUAAGAAAUGCCCCUUUUACUGAUAUUUGCCUCUCUGGCAUCAAUUUUCUUGGAGUGAAAGGAACUACUAGAUCUCCUUGGAAGUGUUCUGAUGUGUUUGGAAGUUCUCAUCAGGUAUCCCCAUGGCCAUGUUCUGAGUUGACCAGCAAUCAACCUGGAUCAUGUGCCAAUCACUCCCAAGUUUAAUGGAGAUUUUAUCUCGCCUAAGUCAAUAAUAGUUACCAAGUUUUUUUUUUCCCAUUGAACAUUAAUUAUGAAAGGGCCAAAUGUCAAAUUUGCCCUCAAAUUAUAGGUUAAAGAGCAUUCAAAAUUCUAAA
This is a messenger RNA of Prosopis cineraria, 1934 nucleotides long. Its product is annotated as probable polygalacturonase. The transcript is spliced from 5 exons. Bases 454 to 1803 code for a protein of 449 amino acids. The record is from RefSeq and is a predicted model, not a curated record. Gene Ontology annotation, biological process: carbohydrate metabolic process. Lineage: Eukaryota; Viridiplantae; Streptophyta; Magnoliopsida; Fabales; Fabaceae. Gene Ontology annotation, molecular function: polygalacturonase activity.